Leptidea sinapis is the source of this 3884-nucleotide messenger RNA. RefSeq names its product STE20-related kinase adapter protein alpha (gene Stlk). Gene Ontology annotation, molecular function: ATP binding; protein serine/threonine kinase activator activity; protein kinase activity. NCBI's taxonomy places the organism in Eukaryota, Metazoa, Arthropoda, Insecta, Lepidoptera, Pieridae. The transcript is spliced from 7 exons. The record is from RefSeq and is a predicted model, not a curated record. Gene Ontology annotation, biological process: protein phosphorylation. The coding region runs from base 264 to 1355 and encodes 363 amino acids.
AAACUUUGGUUUUAUGUUUUUGUUUAUUUAUAUUUGUAACAUAAAAAUUAUAAAUAUAUUAUUUUGUAAUACUAUGUAAUUUGUGUUUUUAAUUCUAAUGAAAACUAAAGGUUUGAAUAAAGUUAAAGGUACUUGAGUCGUUAACUGUUAUAUGCAGUAUGUGCAGGAAGGAUGUCCUGAAUUAUUUUGUGUGAUAAGUUUGACCUUUUGAUUACCUAAUUAUUUUGUUUGCAAACAAACUAAAAUCUUCCAGUAUAUCAACAAUGUUUAAUCCUGACAUAAAUGAUUAUCAAUUAACUUCAAUAAUAUCAGAAUGCUGUGGUGGCAUGGCUGUUGUUUAUUCGGCUAUAUACAAACCACUUGACCAUAGUGUAGCGAUUAAAAGAUACUUUGUGGAUAAGUCGAAGGAGAAGGCUACACUGAUACAGCAAGAUAUAUCAAUAAGGCGAGAACUGCAGCAUCCAAAUAUACUGCCAUACUUGACUUCUUUUGUUCAUGGGCAGGAGUUGUAUGUGGUGUCACCUUUGAUGGAGUUUGGAUCAUGUCGGGAUAUACUGGACAGAUACUUCCGUGAUGGUCUCCCUGAGUUGGCUUGUGCAAUUAUACUGCGAGAUGUAUUGCUUGCCUUACAGUAUCUACAUAAACAGUUUUAUAUACACAGAAGUGUAAGGGCAAGUCAUGUAUUAGUAGAUAUAAAUGGUAAUGUUUGCCUGUCUGGACUAAGAAGUGCAGCAAGCAUGAUGGUACAGGGUCGCAAACAGAAGCAGCUCCACAACCUACCCCCACCCGACCAUGAUAAUGCUAACCUUCUAUGGCUGAGUCCAGAGCUUCUAGAACAGAACCUCCGGGGGUAUGAUGAGCAAUCGGACAUAUACUCAGUGGGCAUGCUGAGCUGUGAACUGGCGAACGGCACCAUACCAUUCUCGGAGGUUCCCACCACACUCAUGUUUACGGAAAAAGUCCGGGGAAACCAUCCGCAACUGCUUGACUGCACCUCAUUUCCUGAGCCACUCGAUGACAGCCAAAUCAAAGAAACAAUGUACAAUACGGAUAGCGGGGUUGGGGACAGUGCAGAGGGGGUUUGCGCACGACUGCUCUACGGAAGGCGGAAACUGUCAGACACGUUCCACAGACUAACUAACAAAGCAUUACACAGGGAUCCAGAAAAAAGACCAUCCGCUACACAGUUACUGAACUAUCCAUUCUUCAAGCAAAUCCGGCGGACAGACAGUUUGCCCGCACUUAUUGGACGGGUGAAACCAAUAAAACCGGACCAAUGUGAUAUAUCAGCCCUACUGGUGCAGGAAAAAUUAUCGGAGAUGGAGAUAGAGAAAACUGCUGAAUGGGACUUCUAACGUGUUACUUAUAAUUUAUUUUUUGAUUUUAUCUUCGGAAUUUUUGACAUUUGUUAGUCUACAUCAGGGGCUCUCAAGUGUUUGGAAGGAAUGAAAUUUAAGGUUUUGUGCAACAGCUAUUUUUGAUCCCGUUUUGACAUAUCUAAUAAAUACUUCUCAAAUCAAGCUGAAGUUUAGCUUUUGAAGAGGAACAUUAUAUAUUUUUUAAAAUAAUUCAUCACCUUGAACCCCAAGAUUUAUGUUGAUAUUACCUUUGCAUAGAAAAAUUUUUUUUACAGUUUUAGUUCCGUUUUAACGUUAUUUGAUGCUUUGUACUCAAGAUGAGAUUUCAUCAUAUUAAAAAACUGGAUGCAAAGAGGUAAAAUACAAAUUUCCAAAGUUUAUUCUCAUAUGAUAGGCGUCUUAGGCUGGAUUGCAUCAUAUUAGCUCUUCUAGUUAAAGUUAAGUAAAAUUUAACGCUGACUUUAACAUAGACUGCUGAAUUUGUUGCACCAAAGUUAAAAAGUGAAAUAUUGACUAAUAUCGAAUAUAUAUUUAAAACUUUUGACAGGUCUCUAUUUUGCUUUAUAACAUUAAUUAAUUUAACAAUAAUUGUCAUUGCUAUAGUUAGAUGAUGCAACCCAGCCUUAGAAGUAAAGAUUGUAAAUAUGCAAAAAGAUGUGGUGCAAGAAGUUUGGGAAUAUAUAAUCUUGGUUAUGUCCUCAGCGACCAUUUAGAAUUUCUGUUAAAAUUUAUAUCUGUUUAAUAAACCGUUUUGAAAUUAUUAUUAUUUAUUUAUUGAGACUUAGGCUGACAUCUAUAGAAUAUACUUAGACUUUGCGCAGCCUUUACUUACGAAAACUUAGCUAAGUGUGAUGAAACGCGAACUUGACUUUUGCAUUGGGCUGACUUAGCGUAAGCUCAGCAAAAUUUCAGCUGUCAAAUGAAUAUAAAAAUGAAAUCAAAGAUUAUGCUAGGGUUACACUCAGCUAAGUUUUGCGUAAGUAAAGUCUGAGCUAAGUCUCAGUAUGCUCUAUAGAACUCAGCCUUAAAUCGCUCGAUGCUCGAUUAUGUCUCAAAGUGACGAGCGCAAUUGCGAUGACGCUCAGAAUUUUAGGUACAGGUUUAAUGCGGUAGGGCGAUUGCAUACCAUCAGAUGAAAAUCUUUCUCGUAACUUUUCUCAUAAAAAAAUUAUGUGUGUAAACGGAGCCAUUGAGCUUUUUAAUGAUGUGCUAGCCUAUUUCCAAUUAGUGUGGUCUGCGUGCAUCAAUUCAUCCGUCGAUAUUUCAUCAUAGAAAAUUAGAUACGGUUAACGCGCGAGUUGAAUGCAGUCGCCGCCUGUGAUACAGAGCGCGAGCAUUUCCCCCGGCUCGUCUCGCGCGCCUACCGUGUAACGCUGUGUCGUAGUUGUCGCUUACUGUGUUAAGGAAAAGAGUAAGCAGAAAACAUGCAAACAAGGUGUUUUUAGACAAGUUUUUUGGUGAAAAUAUAGCAUUUCAAGCUAUGAACACUACUUAAUCCUGUUACACAUAUACUUAAGUCUUAUUUGUAGGUUUCUAAUGCUUGCUGUUGGUUAUAGUUUUCGCUCCAGAGCCUUUUUGAACUACCACUUUUCCUUGCAGUUAAACAAGUUUGUCAAGCAUGGCAUGAAGCAUUUUUUAGUACAACUUUCAGAAAAGUUAUUCUUAUAGCUUUACAAUUUUGUGUAGGUAUAUUUAUUCAGAUUAGUACUGAAUAACGAGGAUUGUAAGCAUAUAAACUGUUUUCUACGCAAGAAUUUUGAAAAUAUUGGCUUUGUUACAUAGAUGGCGGGCCGGAAGCCGUGAACUCAUAUCGCUCAAGGUCGCUGGCAUUUGGUGUCGCCUUAACGCUAUAAUAUUAAAAUUGCGAUCCCGUGUUAUUUUUUGUUUUAAUAAGGACUUGAACAGAGUCCAACACUUUCCGAUCCGAAAAACAAAUGUUUCGAGUCUUCAUUCAUCGCCAAACACGAGAAAUGACGAAAAAUGCUUUGACAUGUGCGUUGAAGAAAGGCAGAACAAAAAUUUGACAUUUAAUUAUUAAGUUAAAAUUAAACCUAGAGCAUUGCUUAAAUUUAUCGACACACCAUGAUUAUGGUCAUCAAUUAUAAUUCGGUCACAGCACUAUCGCAUUUCUGAACUCUGCAUUCAACUCGUGCGUUAUCUGUAAAUGCAACCUAUGAUUAAAUUCAUUUUUAAAAUAUGCAGGCAUAUUCACGAAUGAGAUAAUUCCUGGGUAUUUAGUUACUAACCCCCUUAUUCAUAAUGGUCCGCUAAAAUAAAACAGCCGCUAAGGAGUGUUUUUUCUCAUUCUGCCUUAGGUCAAUUAGGAAGACAGAGUGAGAAUUAGCAAUGCUUUAAGUUAGCAGACUAUUAUGAAUAAGGGGGUAAUAAUUUAAGAUAGUUUAUUAAUGUGUUAAACAAUAUUAAUAUAUGACCGAAUAAAUAAUUAGAAAACUUAGUAGAAGUAUUAUAAUAAAAUAUGAAAUAUAGUUUUAGACCUGGUGUUAUGUGAUUAAAAAGUUGUAUUUU